This is a messenger RNA of Acanthaster planci (crown-of-thorns starfish), 1720 nucleotides long. It is a transcript of the gene asb7, whose product is annotated as ankyrin repeat and SOCS box containing 7. Gene Ontology annotation, biological process: intracellular signal transduction. Gene Ontology annotation, molecular function: protein binding; hydrolase activity. The record is from RefSeq and is a predicted model, not a curated record. Lineage: Eukaryota; Metazoa; Echinodermata; Asteroidea; Valvatida; Acanthasteridae.
UGGUCACCAGUGGUGAAAUUUUACGUCAAAAUGGCGACUGCCAGCUUUCUGGCAAAACCCCUCUCCUAGGCUUAAUUGUCAAGCGGCAAGUAUUCUGAAGACGUACGCACAUCGAUCUGCUGAAGUAACUAAUUCCUGAGGAGAAACUUUCCACUGAAGUGUGUUUCCUCGGCCUUACCAUAGUAUAAAAUUGACCAGACGCGACUGUACAUUUUGUCAGUGAGUAGGACAUCUAGGGGUUAGUUCCACACAGGGGAAAACAGGUUACGCAGGCCUGGGGUAAGUCUGGUAUCACGCAUACAAGUCUUGACAACACUGAAAGGCUAUGGCAAAUCGUAUCGUCACCCGAAAGCAGUCCCGGCACCAGGUCACCAUGAGCGCCCUGGACCGGGACGUGCGGAAAGCUGUGGCCCUUGGGGACGUGGCCAAGGUUCGCCAGGCCCUGGAGGCGGGUAUCUCGCCCAACGACGUAGAUGAGAACGGCUGGACGCUGCUCCAUCUGGCUGCCUCCAGGGGGCGGGACCGCGUCCUAAGGAUACUGCUGGAAGAGGGAGGAAAACCAGAAAUUAAAGACAUCAUAGGUGGGUUUACCUGUCUCCACUAUGCUGCCAUGCAUGGUAGGACACGCCUCGCCCGUCUACUGCUGGAGUAUGACAAGUCCAGGCGCUGCGAGUUGGUGGACACGCCUAGCCGAGACGGCUGGACGCCACUGCACGUGGCGGCCCACUACGGCCGCGACUCCUUUGUCCGGCUGCUGGUGGCCUACAGCGCCGCCGUGGACCCCCUCAGCGCCAAGGGCACCACCCCACUGCAGCUGGCCAUCAUCCGGGAGAAGCAGAGCUGCGUGAAGGUCCUUCUGGACCACCAGGCGGACAUCGACGUCCAGCGGGGUUUCCCGCUGCGCUACACCAUCAUCAAGGGCAACCACGAGGCAGCCCGCCUGCUGCUGAACCGCGGCGCCGACCCCAACCUGAGCCGGGAGGACGACGGGCAGACCCCGCUGCACCUGGCCGCCAUCAAGAAUGACAGCCACAACUGCCGGCUGCUCUACAGCUUCGGUGCCAGCUGCCAUGCAUGCGGGGACGACGGAAAGACACCGCUGGACACGUACAAGGACGUCUACGUGAACAAGGAAUCAUCCCCGUGCUUCAAGUUCCUCCAAUGUGCCACAUCACACCCAAGAACGCUUCAAGAGGUCUGCCGGCUGACCAUCCGCCAGGCCAUCGGGAAGAGCCGGCUUCACCUCCUGGACACCCUCCCGCUGUCGGUCAUCAUGAGGAACUAUCUCCGCUUCAAGUACGAGGAUUUCUGCGGCUCGUGACCCUCUGUGGUUUAUCUCCCUCUUGGAAACCGGCACAACAUUGAACUCGGUUGAUCUCGGAGGGGUCCCAGCGAGGUUGGGAAUGUCAGGUCACGUUGAGUCCCCGUCCCCGUUGAAUAUUCUCCGGGUGCAAACAGUUUUGAGGUUUUUUUCUUUAAAAGGUAAUGCCGAAGUGCGAGUGCACGUAGACAUCUUGAAUGUGCAUGCAUACAGCAAGGUUUGACAGUUUCUCAUUUCAAUGUAUGUGGGAGCAUUGCUUACCUGAACUUCACUGAUUUAAGUUACCAAAAGAAAAUUUUAAAAUCCAUGUAUUUCACACCUAAAAUAAGGCCCAAAAUAUGAAUUGAACAAGAGGGCAUUCAAAUGUUUUGCGUUUUUAAACUACACACACCUGUAGUU